CCAGCGACGCGUCGCUCGUGUGUUCCGGUGUCCCGCGUUUGAUGCGUAUUGUAGCGGGUAUUUAAUCGUUCCGACGCUGUUCGUUGUUGGCGGUUGACCUAGACGAAGCGUGACCCCCGACCCUCGGGCAUAUACGCUCCAUUCAACUAACCGUCACGUUUCCUGCCAUGGACCGCACUGACUACGAUACAGCGUUCAGCUGCCCGGUCUGCCUGGGCCCGAGUCAGAGCAUGGUGUUCGGCCUGUGCCAGCACUUCGUGUGUUCGUCAUGCCUGUACGACCGCGUUGAGCAUGACUUGAAUCCUGCGCUUCGCUGUUGUCCCAUCUGCAAAGCCAAGAACGUCUUUCCGGAGUAUCGCCCUGACAUUCCGGACGCCAAUAAAAAGCUCCUGAACAUAGCCGGCGUUGUCAAGUGCCCUCGGAAACGGUGCGGAGAAGAAAUGUGGACUUGGGAUGCCAAGGAGCACGAAAAGUCUUGUCGUGGCCUCUCGAGGCGGACAACGGGACGAUGCUCCGGCUCCCCAGGAAAGGCCAGCACCAGCCGGAAAUCGGGCACCCGCCAGAGCAAGCGUAGGAGGAGCAAGAGCACAGCCUCUGUCAGGGACUAAAGCACUUGGCACAGCACUGCGCCUGCCUUACUUAAUUUUUUUUACAUAUUGGUUCUUCUGCAGAAGUGUACCUGGAAAAGGAGCCAGGAGCUCUUCUCUGCAUUUUUACAGAAUACUCGUAUUUUAUUUUAUAUAUUU
Messenger RNA from Dermacentor albipictus, 746 nucleotides. RefSeq lists its product as uncharacterized. NCBI's taxonomy places the organism in Eukaryota, Metazoa, Arthropoda, Arachnida, Ixodida, Ixodidae. The record is from RefSeq and is a predicted model, not a curated record.